CCAAAGUUUAGUGUAUGGUGACUGAUAAUGCAUCCAACAUGAUCUUAAGUGCCCAGCUACUGAACCUUCGGCAUGUCCCAUGUUUUGCCCACAAUUUAAAUUUAAUUGUAAAAAAGGCCCUAGAUCAAACCCCACUCAUCAAUGAAAUACGACAGAAAGCCAGAAAGAUAGUGGGGUUAUUUAGAUCCAGCUGCAAAGCAAAGGACAAGCUUGUGGAGAUGCAGGGCUUGAUGGGCAGACCAGCUCUGAAACUGAUGCAGGAGGUGGACACAAGAUGGAACAGCACUUACGACAUGUUGCAGCGCUUGUAUGAGCAACGAGAGCCAGUGGGUGCAGCGCUAUCAAAUUUAAACAGUGAUACUGCUCCGCUGACAAGUUUUGAGUAUAACAUUAUACAAGAAUCAUUGUCACUACUGCAGCCUUUCAAACUCGCAACGACAGAGUUGUCAGAGGAACAGAGAGUGUCUGCUUCAAAGCUCAUACCACUUUACAGGAUGUUGCAGCACAAACUAUCGCAGAAAAAAGGCCAAUCAGCACAGGAAUCAACUGCACAAUUAGGCACACACCUGCAAGAAGGUCUGCACUCAAGAUGUGGUGGGUACGAGUCAUUCAGAGCCUUGGCUCUGGCUACACUGCUGGACCCAAGGUUCAAAAAUGUGGGUUUUGGAAAUCCUGCCAAAACCCAGGAGGCUGAAAAGCAGAUCACACUGGAGUGUGCUUCGCUGAUGCGUUCAAACACAGCAACUCCUGGUAAGCAGUUUCACUCUUCAUCUGACAUUAUGGAGUUAUGUCAUCUGAAUAAUUAUGUGACUUAUACUUCAUAUAUGCUGUCAGUUUAGACUUAGUAACUAAUUGUUGUUUUUACUUUCAUUCAGAGCCACAGUCAACAUCAGGCCCAUCAUCAUCAUCAUCAACAACAACAUCAACAACAGAAACCCAGGACAGUUUAUGGGAACUUUUUGAUAGUCGUAUC
Molecule: messenger RNA, 973 nt
Organism: Carassius auratus (goldfish)
Lineage: Eukaryota; Metazoa; Chordata; Actinopteri; Cypriniformes; Cyprinidae
Product: zinc finger BED domain-containing protein 6-like
Exons: 2
Coding region: 15-839 (274 amino acids)
Cellular component (GO): nucleus
Source: RefSeq, a predicted model, not a curated record